GUCGGCAGGCCGGAGCGACAGUGCGGCGCGGCUCACGCAGAGAGCGGUGGACGGCGGACCUUUCCCAGGCGCUGAGGGAGGGAUACGGCUGAGCGGCGCGGUCAUCACCUUUGUAGAGCCAACAUGAAGCUUUUCGGCUUGUUUGCGGUCAUCCUGGCGACGUCUGAAGCGGCGCUGGGGAAGCCACAAAAAGUCGUCUCGCGACCGUCAAAAUUGGCGCCUCCCGUCUUCAGCAUCACCGACCCGCUGGUGAACUUCACGGUGGACAUGAGCACAAACUACCUCGCGCCGGGCAACACUGUCCUGUCACCAUUCUCCAUCGUCAGCGUGAUGAAUCUGCUGCUGCUGGGCGCCUCCGACCGCACCUACGAGCAAUUGCGCAAGACGCUCAAGUACCCGCCCGACUUCCCUGACCUGAUCAUCCACCAGCACAGCGGCAUCGAGCUGAACGCCCUGACCGCGGGCACACCGGGCGUCACUGUCAACAUCGCCAACCGCAUAUUCGCCGACGAGCGCUUCCCUAUCGUGCCACAGUACCGACGUGAUGCGCAGGACUUCUACCAGGCAUCAAUCGAGACUGUAAGCUUUGGCGGCCGGCCGUCGGAGGCCACGCGCCUCGUCAACGAGUGGGUCUACAACAAUACCAACGGAAAGAUUGCGCAGCUGCUGGUGGAUCCGCUGCCGUCGCUGACGCGCAUGGUCGCUGCCAACGUGGUCUACUUCAACAGCUCAUGGAAGACGCCGUUCAAGCCGGAGCACACAGCGGCGCGACCGUUCAACGUGAGCGCCUCCGAGGUGGUGAUGACGGACGUGAUGAUGAGCAGCAUGGAGGUGCCUUACGCCGCCUUCCACGGGGACAAAUUCAGCGUGGUGGGCCUGCCGUACGAGGGCGAUCGGCACAGCAUGUACGUGUUCCUGCCUGACGAGGUCGGCGAGGCGGCGCUAGAGCGCCUGGAGCGCCACAUCGGCGAAGUUUCUCUCGACUCGAUCAUCGACGCGCUCCGGUUGACGUACCUGCCAGUGGCGCUGCCACGCUUCAAGAUGAGCCACACGCUCGCGCUGAGCGGCGUGCUGCGGCGCAUGGGCGCGAUAGACCUGUUCAGCCAAAGGCGCGCGUCGCUUCGCCGCCUCUCGCCCGACAACCAGCUCUUCUUGAGCGAGGUGCUACACCAGACAGUCAUCGACGUGCACGAGCGCGGCACGGAGGCGGCGGCCGCCACCGUCUCUUUUGCCUCCCGGUUCGGAAUUUCUCCCAACUUCGCAGCCACCCGGCCGUUCCUCUUCGUCAUCCGUGACAACAAGACCGGUGUGCCUCUCUUCUGGGGUCGUCUGAUACGCCCCGACCCCAGCACGCUCUAGAUGCCACGCGGCCCGCGGUCGCCGCCACGCCCGAAGCGCCGCACCGCGCUUGCGGGGUGCUCGACGCCCGACGGAGGCCCUGCUGUCCUCCCUCCGACGGCACCGCCUUCCCGGGACAGCUCUGGAAGCUGAGGCACGCGCGCGGUGCGCACUGUCCUCUCGCGGUCGGAGCGCGCGGCGUGAGCUCGACUACUGAUCCUUCGGGGAUUGGACUCUCGACCCGUCAGUCUCAGGUGGUAAGCCGCGAGCCUGCUUGGAAGGGGGAGCUGUCGACCGCGUGCCCGCGUGCGAUGCGUUGAGGGCACGGUUGACGCAGGCUACCGCUCUCAGGUGUUGGUCCGAUGCUGGCGGGCGGGCGAGCGGUGAACACGCGCCGCCACGAGUCCGGCGCGUUUCUGACCUGUGAUACGACCCCAGAUGCGCUGUCGGUGCCGACGGGGGGCCGCGCAAGGCAGCCGGGGUGCCUCUGCUGGGUCAGCGGGCCGGCCGGAGUCGGCAGCGCUUGCGUGAUCUGGUGACCAGGCCUGUGCAGGCUGCCGUCGUUCAUUCCGUUUGUCGUGUCUGUUUUGAAUAAAUCGAUGCAUUGUGUCUA
Messenger RNA from Pollicipes pollicipes, 1951 nucleotides. RefSeq names its product leukocyte elastase inhibitor. Lineage: Eukaryota; Metazoa; Arthropoda; Thecostraca; Pollicipedomorpha; Pollicipedidae. The record is from RefSeq and is a predicted model, not a curated record. The coding region runs from base 124 to 1359 and encodes 411 amino acids. Gene Ontology annotation, molecular function: serine-type endopeptidase inhibitor activity. The transcript has 2 exons.